AGAAAAUUCCCUUAUCAACUACCAAACAGACCUUCCGUGUGCGAGUAGGGGGCGAGGAAGAAAGAGAGACUACCAGUAUCCGAUCUCUUUCGAUUCAAUCAAUCUUCCCUCUCGGUAGAUCUUCAUCAAUUUUCUCCUCAUUUCUUAUACACAUACAGACAUAGAGGAUGGAUGGGAACAAAGAUGAAGCCUUGAAGUGCUUGAAUAUCGCCAAGGAUUCAAUCGAAUCGGGCGAUAGGAAUCGUGCUAUCAAGUUUCUUCAUAAAGCUCGUAGAUUGGAUCCAUCAAUCGAAAUUGAAGAGUUUUUAUCGAAUCUGAACAAUUCGCAACCGGAAAACAGAAACCCUAACGAACCCACGAAUGAAAAUCCCCAAAAUUCAUCGAAAUCUGCUGAGAAUGGGCCUCGCCGUAGGGUUUCAGCAGGUGGACCGUCGUCGUCAUCUAGUAGUUCGGUGGGUUAUACGGAGGAGCAAGUCACGAUCGUGAGGGAAAUUAAGAGGAAGAAAGAUUAUUACGAGAUUUUAGGGUUAGAGAAGAGUUGUAGUGUUGAUGAUGUUCGCAAGGCGUAUAGGAAGUUAUCGUUGAAGGUUCAUCCAGAUAAGAACAAUGCCCCAGGGGCUGAAGAGGCGUUUAAGAUGGUUUCCAAGGCUUUUCAGUGUUUGAGCGAUGAGGAGAGUCGGAAGAAGUAUGAUGUUGUUGGAUCAGACGAGCCUGUUUAUGAGAGGCGAGGUGGUGGCGGUGUUAAUGGAAUGAGAGGAUUUAAUGGUUUUUAUGAUGGGGAAUUCGAUGCAGAUGAGAUUUUCAGAAAUUUCUUUUUCGGGGGAAUGAAUCCUGCUGCUACGGCUAAUUUUAAUGGAUUCAGGUUUGGACCUAGGGUAAGGGUUCAAACAGGUGGUGGUGAUCAUGCGUCUAAUGGGUGGAGAACUUUGAUCCAGUUAUUGCCUGUGAUACUUGUGUUGUUGCUGAAUUUCUUGCCAUCGUCAGAGCCAAUUUAUUCUCUCCAGAGGUCAUAUUCCUAUGAGCACCGGUUUACCACACAAAAGGGCGUCAAUUUUUACGUGAAGUCCUCAAAAUUUGAGCAGCAGUAUCCGCCUAACAGUCCAGAACGAAUUACACUUGAGCAAAGGAUCGAGAAUGAUUAUCACAAUGUCCUUGUGCAUAAUUGUAGGCUUGAGUGGCAGCAACUUCACUGGGGCUACAGGCGGGAAACACCAAGUUGUGAUGCAUUAAAGAAGUUUGAGGCUCUGGCUCAAUGAGUGUAUCUGUGCAUUGAUGCAUAGGCAUUUAUACUGUAAUUCAUCACAGAUCCAUUGGCGACGUUCAAUUUCAUCAUCCUUACUGGAAACAACACGGCAAAUCAGAAUUUGGUGCACCGUCUGAAAAGAUGGAGAUGAAUAAGGUAUCUUUUUUUUGAAGUUGUCAUGCCCUAAAUGGUGCUUACAUAGGCUGCAUGCGCUUUUGAUUCCAUGCGUAGAGAUUUUUCUUUCCUUGACAGACUCGUUGAAAGUUCAUUUAGGGAGCUUUAAAACUAUAUGGUACUUAUGAGAUCUCCUACAAUAUUUUACUUUUGACAUUCAAUCGAUGUAUUUGAUAAUAUUACUUGUGUUGAGCCUGUGGCUGUACUCUGGGUUGGUCUUGUCAUAUUUGCCUGUCUUUAUUUUCA
Messenger RNA from Olea europaea var. sylvestris, 1663 nucleotides. Its product is annotated as chaperone protein dnaJ 49-like. The record is from RefSeq and is a predicted model, not a curated record. Gene Ontology annotation, cellular component: endoplasmic reticulum membrane. The transcript is spliced from 2 exons. Gene Ontology annotation, biological process: cellular response to misfolded protein. Gene Ontology annotation, molecular function: Hsp70 protein binding. The coding region runs from base 168 to 1256 and encodes 362 amino acids. Lineage: Eukaryota; Viridiplantae; Streptophyta; Magnoliopsida; Lamiales; Oleaceae.